Molecule: messenger RNA, 5135 nt
Organism: Ostrinia furnacalis (Asian corn borer)
Lineage: Eukaryota; Metazoa; Arthropoda; Insecta; Lepidoptera; Crambidae
Product: female sterile (1) homeotic
Exons: 19
Coding region: 1-3876 (1291 amino acids)
Biological process (GO): chromatin remodeling; regulation of DNA-templated transcription
Cellular component (GO): nucleus; chromatin
Source: RefSeq, a predicted model, not a curated record
AUGCCUCUUAGUCAGAAAUUGGAUGAGCCUCUUGUCACAGUUGAGAUUGCUGAUUCCAGCACAAUGCAGCAGGCAGUUGAUCCUCUUGCUACGACGAGCACGCCAACGGCGGAGCACGUCAAUGGCGCGCCGCCAGAGGAGGGCCUCCGGCGGCAAGGGCGGGUGACCAAUCAGUUGCAGUUCCUCCAAAAGAACGUCAUGAAAGCAGUGUGGAAACAUAAGCUAGCAUGGCCUUUUCAACAACCUGUCGAUGCAAAAAAAUUAAAUCUUCCGGACUACCACAAAAUUAUAAAAAAGCCAAUGGAUUUAGGAACAAUCAAAAAGCGCCUCGAGUCAAAUUACUACUAUUCAGCUCAGGAAUGUAUCCAAGACUUCAACACCAUGUUCACAAACUGCUAUGUAUAUAAUAAGCCUGGCGAAGAUGUAGUAAUAAUGGCGCAGACAUUAGAAAAACUUUUUUUGAAUAGGAUAGCACAAAUGGAAAAGGAAGAGAAAGAGGUGGAAAUGCCGUCUAAAGGCGGCAAGGGUGGUGCUAAGAAGCGCACGAGCACGACCGGCGCCCCCCCCGCGGCGGCGGCGCCGGGCGCCCCCCCUCGCGCGCCCGUCAAGACGCUGGCCGCGCCGCCGCACACCGCGCUCUUCGGGAACACCACCGCCGCGCCCACCGUGCCCGCGCCCGCCGCCACGCCCCCCGCCACACACACCGGUCUGCCACAGCAGGUGGCGACGCAACCUUCCAAUUUCCAUGUGACGCAAGCUGCCGCACCUCCAGUCACUACCAUCCCUGCAGUCACUUUAUCACAAACCCAACCUGCAAAGGUGAAAAAGGGAGUAAAAAGAAAAGCAGAUACUACUACGCCUAUGGGAAGUUCCUUUGAGGGUGGUUACACUACUCCGACCAUAGACCAGCAGAGCGGGCCGAAACCAGCUAAAAUAUCAACAAGAAGAGAAAGCGGUCGCCAGAAAAAGGUUAGCAGAGCAGGUGAAGAUGGUUUCAAAAUGGGCGGUCUCUCACCGGGCAUUGCCGGGGCCGGCGCUUCACAUCACUCCGUCAUGACACCUCAAUUAGCCAAGGGCAAAGAAAAGUUGUCUGAUGCUUUAAAAAGUUGUAAUGAAAUUCUAAAAGAACUGUUCUCCAAAAAGCACUCUGGAUAUGCUUGGCCAUUUUACAAACCGGUAGACGCAGAGUUAUUAGGUCUUCACGACUACUUUGAUAUAAUCAAAAAACCUAUGGAUCUCGGGACUGUAAAACAGAAGAUGGACAAUAGGGCGUAUAAGACGGCCACUGAAUUUGCUGCCGAUGUUCGUUUAAUAUUUACCAACUGCUAUAAAUAUAACCCUCCAGACCACGAUGUUGUUGCUAUGGCGCGAAAAUUACAGGACGUGUUUGAAAUGCGAUAUGCUAAAAUUCCCGACGAACCUGUUCACGUUGGCGUGCCACACAUGGACAAAGGUAGUUCCGCGUCAAGUUCAGAAUCUGGAUCAGAGUCGGAUUCCGAAUCCGAUGACUCUGAAGAGGAAAGAACGAACAAAGUGAAACUACUGGAAAAGGAGCUUCUUGCAUUACAAGAGAAAAUGAGGAAGCUUGUAGAGGAAUCUAACAAUAAGAAAAAGGCUAAAAAGAAAAUAAAAGAAAAGCAGAAGAAGCCAGUACCCACGCCUGGAAUUCCAAAAGCCGCCAACGCUGCAGCUGCGGCGUACGCGGCUAAAGCAAACAAUAUAGCAGAAAAUUUAGCGGCGAACGCCGUCCGAGGCAAGACGGGUAGGUCGCGCGGCGGCGGCGGCGGCGGCAAGGCGGGCGCGCGCGCGGCGCCGGCCGGCAAGAAGAAGAGCUCCACGCCCACCGCCGCGCCCGCCGCGCACCAGCCGCCGCACCCCGACUCUGAGGACGAGGACGUCGCCAAGCCCAUGUCGUACGACGAGAAACGACAGCUGUCGCUUGACAUCAAUAAGCUGCCAGGCGACAAACUUGGAAAGGUGGUCCACAUCAUUCAGAGCAGGGAGCCUUCGCUUCGUGAUUCCAAUCCCGACGAAAUAGAAAUAGACUUUGAAACGUUGAAGCCUUCUACUCUGAGGGAACUAGAAAAUUAUGUAGCCUCAUGUCUACGGAAAAAGACACAUCGUAAAAUGUCAGGUAAAUCUAAAGAUGAACAAAUGGCAGAGAAAAAACAGGAGUUAGAAAAGAGGUUACAGGAUGUAUCUGGACAACUGGGAGCAAAUAAGAAACAACAGCAGAAAAAAGACGGAUGCAAAGAUGGCCUCGGCGGAGGCAUGUCGUCGUCGUCCAGCUCCUCGGACUCGUCCAACUCGUCGUCCAGCACCGACACCAGUUCGUCGGACAGCAGCGAUAGUGAAGCAGGUACCGGAUCCGGGAGAACUCCCAAGAAGAAACUCAAAAAACAGUCUCAGCAACAUCAACCGCCAAUAAAGACCGUUCCACCGAUCGCGCCCGUCAUAGGUGCGAGCGUGGCCGCCGCCGCCGCCGAGCCGCAGCCGGCCGCGCCGCUCGACGUCAAGACCGCGCCCGCGGACGCCAAGCCCGCCGAGCCCGCGCCCGCGCCCGCCGAGCCCGCGCCCGCNAGCCCGCCGCGCGCGCCCGCCGACCCGCCCGCGCCCGCGCCGCCGCAGCGUCCGCCCGACUCCUCCGUGGCGCCCCUCACCCGGGACGUCGAGGACCAGAAACCCGUCCCCAAACUCGAGCCCCGGAACGGCCUCGACAAAGUGGUCGACCCCUCGCACUACAUCGACCCGAUCGAGCGGUCGCUCGCCAGCCUCGAGAGGAGUCUCAACGCCGACGUCCCGAUGGACGUCAGCGUCGGCGUCUCCGAGUCGUCCAUGCGGCUCGAGGACUUCGCUCUGCCCAAGACGCAGAUGAUGCCGGACGCGGCGCAUCAGAACCUCAUGGCGCAGCUGGGCGGCCUCACCGACAUAGCGCACGUGCCCGACCAGAUCAAGAGCGAGAUGUAUAUCCCGCCUCACAACGGGUUCGUGGAAAAGACGAUGCAGCACGACCGCGACAUUUUACGACCUGAUGUGAAUCCCACCAUACCUGACAUAGCGCCGGUGGCGCCGGUGUCGUCGAUAUUCGACCCCGUGCCGUCGGCCCCGCACAGUGUCAUCGCGCAGUCGCAUCACAACAUGCCCGGAGCCGCGUGUUUGAUGACGCCCGCCAUCAAGAAGGAAGAUAUCAAACCGCUGCUGACGCCGAAGCCCAUCGAGGAUCUUAUCGGUGUUACGAACAUGGCGAGCAAUAAAAUGUACGAUAGGGCUAAAUAUGAAAUGGACAAAAAGAUGGAAGAUGCGAAAAAUUCUAACUUUGUACAAGCUUUUAAAAUGAAACAGGAACAAAAUUUGAAAAAUGCUAGCUCAUGGUCCUCAUUGGCGCAAGCUGGUAGUCCUCAGAGUAUACCCAACGUGAGCACAAAUAAUCAAAUGAAACCUAAACCAGUCAUGGAUAGUUUCCAAGCGUUCAAAAAACAAGCCAAGGAAAAGAUAGAUCGUCAGAGAGCACUAAUCGAACAACAGGAGUUACGAAAGAAGGAGCAAGCGGAAAGAGAAAGGCAAAGACAAGAAACAGAACGACGACAUCCUGACGAAGAUACGAUGAGAGCGGUACAAGGAGUCCGGAAGCCUGAGAGCGCAGAGGUGGCGUCGCCGAGCGUAUCGCCGGUCGCGCGAGCAUCGCCGCCGGGCGCAAGCGGCGCGGCGGCGGCGGCGGCGCCGGACAAGGCCGCGGCCGCCGCCGGCGAGCGGGAGCGCGAGCGAUUGCGGCAGCGGCAGCGAGAGCAGGAGCGCCGGCGGCGCGAGGCCAUGGCCGGACAGAUAGACAUGAAUUUGCAGAGCGAUUUGAUGGCCGCGUUUGAGGAAUCGUUGUAAUAUGUUUCGAGAAUGUUAUAAUAAUAUGUACAUAUGAGUAUGAUAUAGUUAUAAAUAGAGCAAUGCAAUCGAUUUGUAUGGUGAUGUGACACCAAAGUGAUUUUGUGAUCGUUUUGUGUGUGAAAAGUUGACUAACAUGUGGUUAAGUGCUGUGAAUAGAUUACUUAUAUUAAAUUAAACUGUUGUACCAUCAAUCUAGACUUUGUGGUCGUGUUAUGGGCCUUUUAGGGGGUUGCAUUUUAAAUAACGUGUAUUAUAUAAGUUUGUAUGUAAGUUCUUAUAGUAAACAACUCUCUUUACAUUCGUAUGCCUAUAUAUUUAUAUUUCGUUCUAGAAGUGUCUUCUACCUUCCGCAAUUUGUUUUAUAGUACGUACUAAUGACUAGCGUCGUAGUGAUUGAAUUGGAAAAAGAAUCAGAAAUGUUUUAUUUUAUGUAAUUGAUCAAUAGACAAUCGACUAAACCAUGAAAUCUGUUAAUUCUCUACAUACUUCCUCAUUGUAUGGUUAUUAUUAUUAUAACCGCGUAUUUUGCAAAUAACAUUUAUCAUUGUAGGUGUAAACCCAAAUAAAGACAUACUGUACAAUUCAUUAGCGCUUCAAGUUGAUCAUACAAUGAGCAAGGGUGUGGACGUGUGUGUAUAUGUAUUUAUUAGUAGAUUGAAUUUCUGUUACGUAUUCGAUUUUCGAUAAAUAUUGCUUAAUGUUAGUAGAUUUUUUAUCAGUCUGUCACUUGAAAACAGAUCAAAUGUCAUACAUUUGAUUUGAAAUAUAUUUAUUUUACAUUGGAAUAUGUCUUUUUAUGUUUGUAGAUAGAUAACACCAUUACUGUAGACAGAUGUUUAGUACAGUAACAACCAAUUAACAUACUUUACCAGUAUGUAAUAAGCAUGGAAUAUCAAACCCAUCCUAAGAAUUGUAUAUUGUUAAGAAAAUUUUAAUUUCAGUCAUUACUCAAAAACUCGAAAUCAAAAUGUAGAUAUAAAGUAAAAUAUAUUGACAUUCCAUAAUGUACUGUGUUGUUUAAAUUCAUGUUUAUACUUAUUAUUACUCUUUUCAAUUGUUUGUUUAGAGUAAAAAUUUAAAUAAUAGGUUACCUAAAUCAUAGGAAAUCCACAUAAUGAUAAUCAACAGAUUAAAAAACUAAACGUGUGUAAUUAUUUAAAAUGUCGACAAAAGACUGCUGAAAAGUGUGUAACUAAUUGAGAAUCGAUUGAUGAUAUACCUAAUAUAAAUAACCUCGUGUUUGUCUUGUUUUAAAA